Messenger RNA from Cucurbitaria berberidis CBS 394.84, 1947 nucleotides. RefSeq lists its product as uncharacterized. Lineage: Eukaryota; Fungi; Ascomycota; Dothideomycetes; Pleosporales; Cucurbitariaceae. The coding region runs from base 1 to 1947 and encodes 648 amino acids. The transcript has 3 exons. The record is from RefSeq and is a predicted model, not a curated record. Gene Ontology annotation, cellular component: mitochondrion.
AUGCUACGAAGAGCCGUCCUACGUGCAACUACGCGUCCAGCACGCCCCGUCCGCAACCCAAACACGCGACGAUACGCAACAGAGCCUCCCAAGCCGCCACUACACUCCCAAUCCCGCAUCGAACGCUUCAACCGACGCCUCCCUAAGUUUCUACACAAGUACACCAAUGCGCUCGCAAAUGCCCCAGUUUCACACAUCACUUCUUUCCUCCUCCUGCACGAACUGACUGCGAUAAUCCCGCUCUUCGGUCUCGCGGGAUACUUCCACUAUACGCACUGGCUACCGCGGUGGUUUGCCGAGGGAGCGUGGAUUUCGAGCGGCGUCGAGCGCUUCGGCAGGUACUUCAAGAGGAAGGGGUGGAUCCGCAGCGACGAGGCAGCAGAGGCGGAGCGGGAGGUGGACGAGAUACAGAAAGAUGCGAAGCGAAUGGAGUCGCUGGAGAACCAAGUCAAUGGGGGUAGUGAGGCAAAGAGGUUGCGCAAAGUCGACCACGCAUGGAAUAUUAGUGAAGGAGGCGUGAGGUUGGUCGUGGAGUUUGCGACUGCGUAUACGAUUGUCAAGAUGUUUCUACUUCCACGGAUUGUGUUCAGUGUCUGGGCUACGCCGUGGUUUGCGAGGAUGACGGUAAUUCCCUUCCUGGGACGGUUCAAGAAGCUGUUUGGCAAGGGGAAGAAUAAGGGCAGUGGUACUCCUGGUGCGGGUACUGGUGCCGUAGAGGGAGGAGCUCUUCCUCGCUCAUCGUUGGCGUUUCCGUACUCAGCUGCCUUGAUUGGGUUCAGUUCAUUAUCGACAGCCAUCAGUCUUGCAAUCGGCACAAUGUGCUUCGACGACAGAGACACGUACCGGACCAGAACCUACAUGCGACAAGGGCAGCGAUACUACGAAGAAGAGACGCUUCCGCGCGUUCGCAUGUCCUGGCGGCGCCGGAAUGGUUUCGGAGGCGCCUACUAUCCCUCGAGAUACUAUGCUCGCCCUCCUCUUGGCCGUCACAUGGGCAAUGCGUUGAUGGCUCCAGCUCGCCUUGCUCAAUAUGGGGGCUAUCCUAGAGGUGUCAUGCCUGGAGGGUUUCCUAGAGCCAUCGCCCCCGGUGGCUAUCCUCGAGGCGUUAUGCCCGGCGGGUACUCGAAUCGAUAUGGGCAAGGUGGUGGCUUUCUUCCUGGAGCUCGUGCUACCAUGCCAGGCGGUGCCGCCAUGGCCUACCCAAAGCCGCGCCACCAGUAUAUCUAUACACCCCGCUACGGCCAACGCGGCUUUCUCAGCUAUGCCGGCCAACAACCAAAUGGCGCCUACCCUGCCGGCGUUAUGCCAGGUGGCUAUGGGGUCGGUGUUGGUGUUGGCGUUGGUGCUGCUGUCGGUGUCGGCUUUGCUGGCGCUGGCGUUGGCUACGCGGCAGGUGGAUACUAUCCUGGGGUAUACAAUGCCCGCUCCUACUACCCACAGUCCUACGGCGCAAACUACUACGCCCAGAACUAUCAAUACCCCGCCUACGGCGGCUACUACAACUACGGCCUCUAUGGCUCGAUGUACCCGCUUGCUAACUUCUAUUCUCCCUACCAGAGGACGUAUUACAACACUACACCUAGCUAUGGCUACCAAGCUUACGUCUACCCGCCUGGCCCAUCUGCAACGACAACGACCUACCACGUUACGAACAGUCAAGCGCAGGGUUAUGCACCCGCACCGAGGGUGGAGGCAAGGGCGACUUGCAACCAUGGCCCCACGCGCGAAGACAUCCAGAUGGAGAAUCGCCGGGUCGCGACGGAGAGGGGUGCAUACGACCCGCGGAGAAUCAAGCCAGCCGACGCGCGUAGUGACGAUCCGUUUUGGUGCCGUGAAAGAAACGGCGAGUGGCAUCUUCGGACCUACUACCAGAUCGAGAACGAGUGUCACCCUGGACGAUGGAUGAUGGACGCCGACGUGGGUUUCCUGGUGUUUCACCGCGAAUAA